AUGACGCCAACGUGUCAGAUGGCCCGGUCAGCCCGCGCGAUGCUCCAGGCAGACUGCACUGCGUCCUGGGCCACACGCCUGAUCGGGACCACUCAGUCUCUGGGUCGUGAUUCUCACAGUUCUGCCGUUCCGUGGGCCGGGUGCCGGUACGAUCUUGCACAGCUUACCCGCCUGCUAUUCUUAUACUGGCCUCCCCGCCCGUUUCCCCAGGCCACACACGGCCCCACUGCGCCAGCGCCCGCCGAAGCGCAUGGCACCAACACUCAGCUCAUGUCCUUCCUCUACGAUCCCGUCUUCCCCGGCGCGAACAAGCUCUUUGCGGGCGCAGACAAUGGGGCGAAGGAGGAGCAGCGCGUGCUGCGGAAGAGCAGGAGCCAUGCCGGUUUCCUCUCGCCGCUCAUACAGCUCGUGCGCGACCCUGUCGGCACUAUAGGCAGUGUUAUAUACGACGACAGCUCAGCGAUUGCUACGGAUGGUGCCGAGGAUGAAAGUCGCCGAGAAAUACUGUACCUCCGCAUGAGAGAGGCCGAGACCUACGAUGCAUGGCGCGCCGCGGCUACCGAGCUGGACCUCCUCGAGGGCAACGAUGCCUGGAAAGCCGAGCACGAAUCCCUCGAAUACGACUACGCGCUCGUCGAAGCACGACUGAAGCAGCUGGACGAAGCUAGGGUCAACUGCGACGUCAAGAGAAUGCUCUUCCUCAUUCGGACGUCCCUGACUCGCGGGCUUGGAGGCAUGGGAGACCUGCGCCUGUAUAAACACUCCCACGUUGGCACAAAAGCUCUAAUCGAACGCUAUAUCGACUCCGCCCAGAAGACGCUGCGAGCUCUGUUGGAAGUUUCGGCCAAGCAGAAUGAUGACGGCUGUCUGGAACACAGAGUCAUACUGGAGCAGCUGCUGGCAGCCCGCCAGUCGUUCGGCAGAAGUGCGCUGCUGAUGUCAGGAGGCGGGACCUUUGGCAUGAACCACAUUGGCGUCAUCAAAAGCCUCUGGAACGCUCGACUUCUCCCUCGCAUUAUCUCGGGGGCCUCGGCCGGCAGCAUUGUUUGCGCGGUUCUGUGCAUCAAGACUGAUGAGGAGAUCCCCCAAGUCCUGGAGGAAUUCUGCUAUGGCGAUCUCAACGUUUUCGAUAGGCCCGGGCAGGAAGACUCCUAUAUGGACAAGGUUGUUCGAUUCCUCAAGUACGGAUCACUGUUCGAGAUCACACACCUGAUCACCGUUAUGAGGAACCUCCUCGGCGACAUCACUUUCCAGGAAGCCUACAACCGCACCCGGAGGAUAUUGAAUAUCACUGUGUCCAGCGCCAGCUUAUACGAAUUGCCUCGGUUGCUCAAUUAUGUUACUGCUCCCAAUGUCUUGAUUUGGUCCGCCGUGGCCGCAUCUUGCUCCGUUCCGUUUGUCUUUUUACCGGCCUCUCUACUCGCUAAAGACCCCCGGACUGGAGAGGAAGUGCCCUGGAAUCCCACGCCCAAUGCUGGCUGGAUUGAUGGUUCGGUAGACAAUGAUCUCCCGAUGACUCGUCUGGCAGAAAUGUUCAACGUCAAUCAUUUUAUCGUCUCUCAAGUCAAUCCGCACGUCGUUCCGUUUCUUGUAAAAGAGGAGGAAAUGGUCACAGCAGAAGCCCGGCAAUCCAGCCAAGCCUUCACCGCCGGCCCUAGUUGGCUACACUACAUGGCAAAUCUUGCAAAAGGAGAGGCUUUACAUCGACUCCACGUUCUUGCAGAACUAGGUGUAUUCCCUAACUAUCUUACCAAGAUGAGGUCUAUUCUCAACCAACGAUACUCUGGAGACAUUACCAUCUUUCCCGCUAUCUCACUCGCUCAUUUUCCUAAAGUCCUUAGCAACCCGACUACAGAAUACAUGCUGCAAUGCACCCUCACCGGCGAGCGAGCAACCUGGCCGAAAUUAUCACGCGUCCAAAACCACGUCGCUAUCGAACUCGCUCUAGAUGAAACAAUCCGGCAGCUUCGAGCUCGCGUCGUAUUCAGUCCCAGUCAAGUAGACCUCCGUCUAAGCAGCUUUACCCGGCCCCUAUCCCAGGGCGACGAACGCGCACCACGACACCGCUCGAGACCCCCUCACAAAAUCACCCGCUUCGAACACGACCACAGCCUUUCCAAGCGUGGCUCUCAAACCUCACUCCGCCGCAAACUCCACACCCCCCUGAAAUUCCCGCCGGGGAUGCAACCACUAUCGAACACCAAACCCUAUCUCCCCUCCCACUCCAACGCCGUCCGCCGCCUCAGCAACCCUGACCCUCAACACAUCCGCUUCAACCCCUCCAACUUCAGCGCCGCCGACCUCCUUACCUCAGACGACGACUCCGAUUGCAUAUCAGACGGCGACACCGAACUGCCCCCCUCCCCGCCGCUCUCCCCAUCAACCCCCUCGUCUACGAUCCCAAACCUGUGGCCGUCGACCCGCCAGCUCUUCCCCUCCGUCUCGCAGCCCAGCACCCCCUCGCUCUCCUCCCGCACCUUCGCCCACCACCGUACCAGCUCGUCGCUAAACCUGGCCAUGACUAAAACCGCGCCCCCCGCCGUCGCCGUCCCCAGCUCGCCGGAGCGGAAAUACAAAGCCCUCUUCCACCUUCCCCCCACUGCCGCGGGCGAGAACACGGGGCUGCUGCCGCGACCGGGCACGCCGCGGUAUGGCCUGACGCGCUCGCGGUCGGAGCUCGCGCCGCCGCCGCCGGUGGUGCCGCAGAAGGACGGGGCGGUGGAUGUGGACCAGGGUGGGAAGGAGACGAAGAAGGAGAAGAAGGAGCGGAAGCGGCGGGAGAAGAGUGGGGCCGGGGGUUUGGGGUUGUUGUUGGAUAUUUCGGGGACCAGGGGGAUGAUGUUGCGGCGGAAGAGGAGUCGGAGUCGGGGGAGUGGGGGGGUUGGGUGA
Molecule: messenger RNA, 2889 nt
Organism: Mytilinidion resinicola
Lineage: Eukaryota; Fungi; Ascomycota; Dothideomycetes; Mytilinidiales; Mytilinidiaceae
Product: patatin-domain-containing protein
Exons: 3
Coding region: 1-2889 (962 amino acids)
Biological process (GO): lipid metabolic process
Molecular function (GO): triacylglycerol lipase activity
Source: RefSeq, a predicted model, not a curated record